AGGAGGCAGCGGCGGCACCGCCUGUGCCUGUGCCCGUUUUAUUGCCCAACGGCCGCGGGGGGAGGCGGCUCUCAGGCCGCUGCGGACACCUCCUUGUGGGCUGCCAGCAAUGCGGGGUAACAUCAUACUUGAGCCAAAGAUAUGGAAAGCUGUGACAUGGUGAAUGCUGUACAAGAAAUCCUCUCAUCUUCUGCAGACUCUGACAUCAGAAAUACCCCCAGCUCACUCUGUAGCUUGAGUUGUAACAGAAGGCCCUCCUCAAAUCCCAAUGGAGUUUCUGGUUACUCAGGGAAUACCAGGUCCUCAUUAAUGCCUGGUGCUGUUGAGCUGCUCUCCUCCUUUAUGCAAGAUAUCCAGAACACUGGAAAUGCUGACUCUGAAUUUGUGAAGAACUGUGAGACCAGGUGGCUGCAGUUAUUGAGACUGGUGGAAAAACAAUGUCAGGAACAAAUAGUUGCCCAGCAAGAGCAGUUCCACCAUCAAAUCCAACUGAUUCAGGAUGAGAUCAGGCAGUUAGUGAAAAUACAGCCCAGCAGCUGGGCUGCCAGCAAGAGCAGAAGUUUGCCUGCCAAGCUCCCAGCCCCUUUUUCAUCACUAGAAAUGGGGAUGCGUUCUGAAACCUUUGAGGAAAAUGAGUGCAUUAUCAAUCAGCUUUCUUCUAAUGAAGCAGAAAGUCAGCCAAGUGCUUCUGAUCUGCACCAGGAGUGUUCUGCAAAUGAUUCUUCAGUCACCAGUGGGUAUGGGACACUUUCUGCCUCUGAACUCAACCCCAGCAGAUCCAACAGCAUGAACAAGUGCACAGAGAAAACCUCCCAGGGCCAGGGUGGUGCAGCAGGACUGCAAAGGGAUGCAGUGGCAGCCUGCCUUCCACAGCAAAGAGAACUUUUACCAAAAAAAACAGAGGAAAAUUUUUCCUCAGGAAGGAUUGAUACUUCAGUUGUUCCUGCUGAGUUUGAACAUAAAGUUGAUGAAGCUCAGUGGGGAAAAAAACCCAGUAAAUCUUUAACAUCAUGGGCACAAAAGUUGAAACAAAACCAUCCAAAAAGAAAUACUGAAGAAAUCUCUGUGAACUCUAUGCAAGAAAACGAGCAAGCAAGGAAAUUACCACUUGAGAAUGCAAACCUUACUGAUGCUGCUUUGCCACCUUACACUUUUUACCUCAAUCAACCAAAGGAAAGUCCCAAUUCCCUAGAGUCUGAAGCUUCAGGACUUUCCUACUGGAAAUUAGAUGAAAAGGAGAUGUAUCACUCUUUACCAGAGAAUUUCAGAAGUGAGUUUGCAGAUAUUUUCUCCACAAAAGUAUCACCAGAUCAGUUGUCUCCUGCUGAGGAAGCAAAGCUCUCAUCAUUGAAGGAUAUUUAUCAUAAAAGACAAAGGGAAAACAAGCAGCAACCUGACCAGAAUUUUGUCCCUUCUUCCCACUCAAGUCACCCACCUCAGAUCUUGACACUGGACCCAACCCUGCAUAUGAAACCAGGUCAGCAGAAGCCAGGAUGCUGUUUCUUCAAUAUUCCUGAAGAGCCUGCUCCUUUUUCUCCAGAUUCUAUGGCAGAGCCCGGAUUCUCAAGUCAUUGUGACACAGACUCUUUUUCCCAGACAAGUAAUUUCUCUCACUUAGCUGAUUCUCCAGAUUACCCUGCCAGCAGCAGAGCUGUGCAUUUGGACCCCUGGCAAAGUCACCCAUUCCAAAUGGAAAACAAGACCAGCUGUCCCUUUCCAAUGGCAUAUAUGGAUGCUAAUAAAGAUCAUUUAGUCAGCACUGAGGAGGAAGACACACUGACUCUAACUCCAUCUUCUGUUACUCAGUGUGCUGACAACAGUUUGCCAGAAUAUAGUCCCUCAGUGACAUCUGUUGAAGAUCCUGUGAUAAUGUCAAACAUUAGGCAGAACUUGAGAGAAAAACAUGCUCGACACAUUGCUGACCUCCGAGCUUACUAUGACUCUGAGAUCCAGAGCUUAAAACAGCAGCUUGAGGCAAGCCAGAAAACUGCUUCAUCUGAAGACUUGAGGAAAGUCAAUCAGACUCUGGUUGACAGGUGUGACCAGUUGGAUGCAGCUCUGCAUGAAGCAAGUGCUCGAAUAAAAACCCUUGAAAAUAAGAAUAAUAGGCUAGAAAAGCAAGUGGCAGACUGGAGAGAACGUUUCCGUGCAGUCAGUGACACUUCCAAAGUUUUGCAGGAACGGGUGGAGGAAAUGCGUACAAAGAAUAAGGAGAAGGAUAACACCAUCAGUCGACUGAAAUCCAGGCUUAAGGAACUAGAGGAAGCAUUUGAAAAGGCCUACAAGUUAUCUGAUAAUAAAAAUGCAAGGCUAAAGGAAGAAAAUAAAAUGUUUCAAAACCUUUUAGGAGAAUAUGAGUCUCUUGGAAAAGAACAUGAAAGAGUGAAGGAUAUGUUGAAUGCAACUGAGAACAAAUUGCUUGAUGCAAACGCCCAGAUUUCUGAUUUAAAAAGGACAAUUUCAAAACUUGAAGCUCAGCUCAAGCAGGUAGAGCAUGAAAAUACUCUCAAACUUCGCCAUAUUACUGAAAGUCAUUUAAGACCUUCUGCCAGCAAGGUGGCAACUCCAGAUGUCAGCAGGAGAAAAUGGUUGAUACCAGGAGCAGAGUAUUCAAUCUUCACUGGUCAGCCCUUGGAAGUCCAAGAAGACUCAAAAGACAACAGAUUAGGAGAAAACUAUAUUCCUUCUAGGCACCAUUCUCCUCCUGAAAAAGACUCCUCACAAGAAGACUCUUCAACAAACACAAUAGAGAAGAAAGAAACUGAGAUGUCAGAAGCACCCAUAAUAAAAGCCUUUAAAGAACUUGAAGAAGGAAAAGCAUUCAAGGAUUGGGGUACACAGACAGAAAAAGAAGACACAUCAGCAAAAACAUCAAAUCGACGUCAGACUGUUGGGUUUGUUGAAACUCCUUUAGUUCCCAACCGAUCCCCAGAGAAAGGUAAAGAUCAACACAAACAGAAACGCUACAGCUCCCCUUCUGGCCAGAGGUCAUCAUCCCUUCCUCCUUCAAACAGGAAAUCAAACACUCCAACAACAAGAGAGAUCAUGUUGGCACCAGUCUCUGUGACAUACAGCCCAAAAAGAUCCCCAAAAGAAAACCUCUCUCCUGGCUUUAGCCAUUUGCUAAGAAAAAAUGAAAAUACAGUAACAAGGUUUGAUAUACUUCUAGAUGACCUGGAAACUGGUCCUACAUCUUUACAGCACAGUAACCCAAGAAAAAGGCUCCAGUUUCUCUCACUAGAUGAUGCAGAAGGAAGGCCUCAUCCUGGUGUCAGGUACAGUUCUGGUGCUGAAUCCAUGGAUUCUGGAAUGAAGAAAGUAACAGCGUGGGAUGAGAGGAGCCCAGCACAGAAACAUGAGCCAGUGCUGUCAUCUUGUGAGGGAGACUUCAAGUAUGCAGCAAGGAUUAAGACUCUGGCUGAAACAGAAAGGCUUUUUGAUGAGCUGACUCAAGAAAAGCAACAGAUUGAGGCUGCACUGAGUCGAAUACCUUCUUCUGGUGGAAGAGUGACCUUGCAAGCAAGAUUAAAUCAGGAAGCCCUGGAAGAUCGCUUGGAAAGGAUUAACAGAGAUUUAGGGUCAAUAAGGAUGAUUCUGAAAAGAUUCCAUGUUUUACGGACCUCUGCAAAUCUUUGACAAUGCUCUCUGGAAUGCAAAUAUGCUCUUUUAUUUUCUUUUCUUUUAUUUUGCACUAAUAUGUAAUUAUGCACUCAGUAAAUGCAAAUUGUUUUGUAUUUUUAUAAACCCUCCAAAGUAGUUUUACAACCGUGUUACCCUUUACAAACAGCAAUAUUUUGUACUUCAGACAGCCACCUAUAUUUGAAACAUAUUUUUGUUACACUUGAGAAAUCAAUGUUUAUCCUGUAUUGUACUAUUUUUAGAAAUAUCAAGUAUUUUUAAAUAGUGAUACUCAAUUUCUAAGAACAAGAAACUAAAAGGCAGCUUGUUUUCAGAAAAUGACAAAGUGUUCUCCUUUUGCACUUGGUUUUCCUUGACAUUUUAUAAAUGUUUAUGGUCUGAUGUAAAUAUUAGCCAAUAGGAAAUUUUGAACUUAACACAGAAAAGCAACAUGAAUUACAUGUGUUUAAGACAACUACUGUUCUAUGGUAAAUCCUUUUAACUGAAACCUUAUACCAGGGAUGUUUUUCAUGGUGACAAAACUGUGAGCAAUACUUGCAUUAUGGCUGGAUGCAGCUCGGGGGCUGUUUUAACAGUUUGGUUGCCACUGGCUGUGUUUGGAAAAUACUGCUCUGAAUUAUUUGAUGUCUCCCACAGUUGCAGUGAGCACCAGGAUUCAUGAGAGUGCCAGCAGCCAUCCUGUUUCCCUGAGAGCAACUCCAACUCCAGGACUGUAGCUACUUAACUGAAGUUACUGGUUUGAUAUCCCAGGCUGGGUGUGGUGCCAUGCCAGUGUUCUGAUCCCAUACAUUUCCAAACCAAAUCCAAGCUGUAUUUGUGAACCUACAUACAUUUUUCUUGGUGAAAAAUACAUAUUUGCUAGCUGGCAUCUUGCUGAAUUACUGUCCAACGUUGAUA
This is a messenger RNA of Calypte anna (Anna's hummingbird), 4536 nucleotides long. It is a transcript of the gene MPHOSPH9, whose product is annotated as M-phase phosphoprotein 9. Gene Ontology annotation, cellular component: centriole. The record is from RefSeq and is a predicted model, not a curated record. Bases 142 to 3636 code for a protein of 1164 amino acids. Lineage: Eukaryota; Metazoa; Chordata; Aves; Apodiformes; Trochilidae. The transcript is spliced from 24 exons.